Molecule: messenger RNA, 945 nt
Organism: Neohortaea acidophila
Lineage: Eukaryota; Fungi; Ascomycota; Dothideomycetes; Mycosphaerellales; Teratosphaeriaceae
Product: Intradiol ring-cleavage dioxygenase
Exons: 3
Coding region: 1-945 (314 amino acids)
Biological process (GO): catechol-containing compound metabolic process
Molecular function (GO): catechol 1,2-dioxygenase activity; ferric iron binding
Source: RefSeq, a predicted model, not a curated record
AUGGGCGCCGAUCACAAAUAUGAUCCCAACUUCACCCAGCUGGUCAUCGACACAUGUGGGCCCAAGACCAGUCCGCGGAUGAAGCAGGUCUUCUCCGCCAUGAUGCGCCAUCUCCACGACUUCGCGCGGGAAAUUGAUCUGACUCCCGAGGAAUGGCUGGCGGGUGUCAAGUUCCUGAACGAGACCGGCAAAAUCUGGGCGGACUCAGACGGCAAGCGCAACGAGAUGCACAGAUUAUCCGACAUCACCGGACUGGAAUCCCUCGUGACAGAAAUCGCAAACUACGUCCAAUCCGACAACCCCAACUACAUCCCCACCUCCGCCGCCAUCCUCGGCCCCUUCUGGUCCCCCAAUGCCCCAUGGCGACAACUCGGCGACACCAUCAUCCAAGACAAGCACGAGGGCACCGUCACCUACAUGCACGGCAUCGUCCGCGACCUGAACACACAGAAGCCCAUUCCCAACGUCACCUUUGACAUCUGGCAGGCGAGCAGCAAUGGCAAGUACGACUUCCAGGACCCGGACAACCAGACAGACAACAAUCUUCGCGGCAAGUUCAAGACGGAUGAGAAUGGCGAAUACCGUCUCUACUGCCUCCGACCCACCGCCUACUCCCUUCCGACCGAUGGCCCCUCAUAUCAGCUUCUCUCCGCUCUGGACAGACAUCCGAUGCGACCAGCGCAUAUUCAUUUGAUGGUCACGCACGACGACUAUAAGCCCGUCAUCACCCAAAUCUACCCCAAGGACGACCCGUGGCUGUCCACCGACACCGUCUUCGCCGUCAAGGACGACCUUGUUGUCGACUUCGUACCCAUCAAAGAGGUGCCAAAGGUCAUGGGCGAGCACAAGGGACCUGGCGGGGCGGCGACAAAAGAGUUGACUUUGGACAUUGUGUUGGCUCCCACUGGAAAGAAGGGGCAUGCCGAAGUGGUGGAGAAGAACUGA